AUGUCUAUCUUCGCGAAAAUAAAGGCCGUCGAUUUCUACCGGCGAAUACCUCGCGACCUGACAGAGGCAUCGCUAUCCGGGGCUACCCUAUCGCUGGUCGCCGCCACAUGGAUCAUCGUGCUCGUCUGGCUCGAGCUGCGGGUGUUUCUGACGGUGACAACGAGCACCACGGUCAUCGUGGAUCAGAGCCCCAACACCGACCUGCUGCGCAUCAACUUCAACUUCAGCUUCCCAGCGCUCUCCUGCGAGUUUGCAUCGGUUGACAUUACAGACGUCAUUGGCACGGCGCGGUACAACCUGUCGCGCACCCUGCGCAAGCACCCCAUCGACUCGUCGCUGCGGAUUGUGGGGCCACAGCACCACCCGGACCCCAUACCCGAGCUGAUGCGCGGGGGCAAUGAGGGGGGCGAGGAGGAGGAGGCGCAGAGGCAGCUGGCGGAGGAGGGCAUGGCGAGUGGCGGGGAGGCGGGUGAGAAGCAGUAUGUGGGGUCGCUGGUGCUCGAUACAAGGACGUACGGCAUCCUCAUUGUGAACUUCUUUGCGCCGUGGUGCCACUGGUGCCAACUCCUGGAACCAGCAUGGGAACAAGCAGCAACAGUCAUGAGCCAAAAGUAUCAUCCGGAUCAUGAUGGGCGCAUUCGCCUUGCCAAGGUGGACUGCACUCUCGAUUCCAACCUCUGCUUCAGCCAUCAUGUGCAGGGUUACCCCUCCAUCCGAGUCUUUCGCAAAGGGGACGAUUCAAUCAUGAUGGAGCAUGGGCAGCACGAGCAUGAGUCAUACUAUGGUGAACGCGACACCCUCUCCCUCAUUGCUUUCUCCGAGUCUCUAGUAGCGGCCGCACAGGCGCGAGCAGCAGCGGCAGCAGCAGCAGCAGGAGGGGCGGCGUUACCUGGCGGCGAUCCUGCAGCGGAAGCAUCUGAUCCGAACCGCCGCCGUGCCCCACAGGCUGCAGGCUGCCAGAUAGAGGGCUUUGUGCUCGUGAAGAAGGUACCAGGCAACCUGAUGGUGCAUGCCAACUCCCCAUCGCACUCCUUUGACGCGGCCGCCAUGAACCUCUCACACGUGGUGCACCACCUGUCGUUCGGCCGCCAGCUGUCGGAGCGCAAGCGGCAGCACCUGGAGCGUUUGCAGCCCAUGCUGCACCUCAGCAACGGGCGACUCAACGACCGCUCCUUCACCUCGCAGCAUGAACGAGUCACCCACGAGCACUUUCUGCAGCUGGUGCUGACAGAGGUGCGGCGGCCGUCGUUCCUGGCGACUGCAACGCUGCCAGCCAGCACGAGCAGCACGAGGCGCGAGUGGAGCAAGCAUGCGCUGCACGCGUUUGACUUCACCGUGCACAGCCACACGCUCGAACGCCCCGAUGACCUGCCUGCUGCUCGCUUCCACUACCUGCUCUCGCCCAUGCAGGUGGUUCUUACUGAGACCAGGCCUUCCCUUGCCGCCUUCCUCACCAAUCUUUGCGCCAUCAUUGGAGGAGUCUUCACGGUUGCUGGUAUUGUGGAUGGGAUGCUACAUGGUGCGGUCCGUGAAGAGGAGGAAGAGGAAGAAGGGGAGGAAGAGGAGGAAGAGGAGGAAGAAGAGGAAGAAGAGGAAGAGAAGUGGGUGGAGGAGCGGCAGCAGCAGCACGCGCAGCCGCAGCACCAAUCGCAGCAGAAUGACGGCGAGGGAGCGGGAAAGCGUCAGCACGCGGACGAGGGAUUCGGCAAGACCGCUGCUCUAGACGCAACGGUCCCCGCCGUUCCGAGCGGCGAGGGCGACAACGAGAAUGCGCGGAAGGAUGGCGGAAAGGCCAGCGGUCCGUGGGGAAAGGGGGAGGGGGCGGCGGAGGACAGUGGCGCAACAGGGGCGGAAAAUGCUUCCUCCAGGGAAAAAAAAGGAGCGGAGGGCGGGCAGACGCAGCAGCCGCAUGAGCGGAUGCCGAGCGGAGGGAACUAUUUUCUGGACGGGAAGGGGGGCGGGGGGAGCGCGCGGAGCAGUAGCAGUGACGGCGGGGGGGCGCGGGAAGGGGGAACGGCGGCGCAUAUGUGGCAGCACGUGCACGGAGUUGCGAUGCGCAUCAUGGGGCGCUCCGCGAGCGAUGAGCGGGAUGGGAAUGGGGGGGGCGGAAGGAAAGGCAAGGAGAGCGCGGGAGUGGGUGGCACACCAUCGACACUGCACUGCACAUGUUGCUGCAUCUCAUGCCUCCCCCAUCCCAUCCACUCAUCGCUCCCCCAUCACUCAUCUCCCCACCCGCCCCCUGGCCACCCCUUCCUUUCCCGUCCUGCGCGUCCCAACGCCCUCUCCCUGCCAUGGUCUCUCCCGCGUGUCCCCCGCCCCUUCUUCUUCCUCUUCUUGCCGUCCUGCAUGAAACCAUUCCCCCCCUUGUUCCUUCAUCCACGCAGUCUGAACUGCAUGCUCAGGACGCCAGUCAUUCCCUGCGUGGGAGCCAUACGUCAGAAUGGCCGCAUCGAGGUGAUGUCGUUUGAGGUGGCGCAUGUGAUGGUGCGGCUGGUGCAGCUGCAGCACUCGCUGCAGGACACGCACAUGGCGCAGCUGGCCUCCGGCGUCAUUGCUUCGCCCGGCAUCGCUGCCCUGGUCACUGCUGAUACUGACACUGCCUGGCGCAUCGCUGCUCUGGACCGACUGAACGACCUGCGAGUGAUUGCGCGGGACGUGGCCCGGUUCGGACAGCAGCAGCAGGAUUCGGAGGGGGAUGACGACUGCUUGCAAUGGAAUGUGAAGAAGAGCAAGAGGGUGGCAGCGGAGGAGAAGGCACAGCGAGAGGAGCAGCAGGAGGGAAAGGGAGAGGGACAGGAGGAAAACAAGGAGGUAGAGGAGGAGCAGAAGGAGGAGGGAAAGGAGGAGGAAAAGGAGGGAGUGGAGGAGGAGGCGCAGGGUGCGGUGGUGGUGGUGUCGCAGGAGGAAGGGCUGGAGGUUGUCAGAUGGCUGGAGCAGCACGCUUCGCUUGCAUCUGAGCUGUACCAUGAGAUAACGAGCAUAGAGCAUAUGUACAAGGCACUGCAGAAGCGCCUCAACGAGAAGCGCUCCACAUCCAAGCCCAGCAUCAUCCGAGACCUGAUCGAGCACAUGCGGUCGGAGCUGGACGCAAAGAAGGACGCAGUGAACAACAAGCGAGGGGGCAGCAUUUGGACCAUGACCUUGGACCAGGUGGUGGUGAAGCUGAGGGAUGCGGUCAUCUUCCUGCACGCGCGCAUGCACACAGUCUUUGGCAAGCACGCGCACCUGUCGGCGCCGUUCAUGGAGGCGAGGGAGAGGGUGCAGACGGGGGCGGAGCGCACGCUGGGGGAGGCGGGCAUGGAGCUGCACUACGCUAACAUCGUCACCAUGAUCGAUAAGAUUGUGACGGGCAGGUCAGUGGAGCACCACCGGGAGGCGCUGUACAGCGCGCUGCCGCGGAGGGUGGUGCACGUGCUGCGGCGGCGCCUGCUGCGGUCCGAGGACGUGGCUCAGAUGGGCACAGACGUGCUGCUGGCCCGCCUGGAAGGCGUGCUGGACUGGCUCGCCACCAUGGCUGAAAACACCAUCAAGAUCGGAGUGGAUCGGCGGUUGCAGGGGCACACGGAGCUAUCUCUAUUAGAGACACUCUACCAUGUGGAUGAGAAGAAGCUACAAGCCCUGCUAGUGGACUUGCUGGUGGACCUGCAGCACUAUGCCAGCCGGGAGGACGCGGACGACCCUGACGUUCCCUGGAGCGCCUUCUCUCCCCUCUCCAAGCCCAUAUCAGCACCACGAGGGGGGAACGCCGCAGCAGCAGCAGCAGGAGGAGGAGGAGGAGCGGGAGGUGGGGGAGGAGGAGGAGGGAGCGUGGGUGUGUCGCGUCGGGCAGGCCCUCCCCUGCCCAUCCGCGUGUCCUUCCCAUCCAGCAAGUCCGUUUCCGCCUCCACUGCCUAUGACUCCUCCAACCCCAAAUCCCCCUCGGCUGCGUCAGCAGUAUCUGACACUGCGCUCUCUGUCUCAGGCUCGGGCCCAAACACGCCCACGCCGCUGUUCGGCAGCCAUUCGCCUCUCUCUGCGUCCUCUCCUGCUUUCACACCCUCAGGCGCUUCCGAAGCUGCUAGCAGCGUCACUGGCAGCAUCACGCCAGGGUCUCUCUCUGGGUCCUACGCCGCUCGCAAUGCUGCUGCCUGCAGCUCGCUUGCGCACUCGCGUGGGGCUGUCCGCUUUGCCAGCAGCGGCGGCUCCAUUCCCCGCCCGCAUCAUCACGACAGCCGCAGGCGCACCCGCAGCAACCGCGCCACCAAGUCUGCAAGCUCUGGCGCGCAGCUAGGAGCGGUAGGGGGAGCGGGAGGAGCAGGAGCAGGAGGACCAGGAGCAGGAUCAGGAGCAGCUCCAGGAGGAGGGGGAGGGGGAGGAGGAGGGAACUACCAUGUUGCCAUGUCGCUUCCCGCUGCGAUGGUCCCGGGAGCAAAGGGAGGGUCCAAGGGAGGCCCGUUCAGUGGGUACGGCUUCCCAGUGAACCCCAUUCACAGCUUCGAGCUGCCUUCCCACCGCCGCAACAUCCCACAGCCGCUCCGCCUAUCAGUCCUGUCUGACUCGCCGUACCACGGCGGAGGGCUGGGCACGCCUGGGUUCUCGGGAUCCGGAGGAGGGUUUUCGGAGAGUGCACCGUCCCCGUUGGCGCAGCUUGUGGCAUCGGCCGCAGCGGAGGAGGGAGAUGAGGACGCUAUUCACGCCAUGGCGUCGCCGCUGCCGCAGUGGCUGCCUGUUUCGUCUGCAUUCAGGGAGGAGGAGGAGGAGAGGCUGAGAUCGCGUGCGUUUUCGACUGCCAGUCCCACGCCUGGUACCCCCACUGUGGUGCCGAGGAUGCUUAGCCGGGCCAUGCGCAAGUCUAUGACUGACUGGGAGAUGGGACCCAUGAUUGAUGCGCUCACGCUGGAGAGUGCCGGUGUUAGUGGCGCUGUGGCGGGUGCGGGUGCGGGCGGGAGCAUGCAUGUGACUAGGAGCUCUGAACGGCUGUCGGAGAGCUCUGGGGUGGCUGGGAGGGGCGGAUGGGGCGCAGCAGGCGGGGGAGGCAGGGACGGGGAUGGAUCAAAGGGAUCAGGUCAGCGGUCGUUCCUGGCUGUUGGGUCUGGUGGGCUCUCGGGAGUGGGGGUGGGAGGAAGCGGGUUGGGUGAGAGCUUUGGUGGGAGCAGUGUGGGUGGGAGUGUGACCGGCAGUGCUGCAGGUAGUGCGAGCGGCAGUGGCGUGCUAACUGCUGUCAUAUUCGAAGGUCAAGCAGGAGACGGAUUGACGAGCCCAAUGGGAGGACGGCCGGUCAUGGCAACACCCAGCAGCGGCGGCAGCAAGGGCUGGGCGUGUGGGAGCAUGGAAGGAGGGGGGUGGAGUGGAAGAACAGGAGGGAGUAGCCAGGCAGGCAGUGCAGCAGCUACCCCCUGCACGCCUGCUAGCUGGCGUUUACGUCCCAUGGCCCCUCUUCUUGUGGACGUGGACCGGAUUGAUGAUGAUGAGAAUGGUGCUGCGCUCAUUGCUGCUGCUGUUGGCGGGAGCUUGCUUACGGAUGGGAUGGGAGCGGAGGAGGAGCGGGGAGAGGCGAGUGAGGGGGGCACGAGUGUGGGGCCGAGCCCGAGGGUGGCGGAGGUGGGGAGGGAGGACAGUGGGCGGAGUGUUGGUACUGGGCCUAGCGCAAGAGUGAUGUCUGGAGAAAAGGCUGCUGGUGGUGGUGUUGCUGCUGCUGUUGCUGCUGCAGUUGCUGCUUCUGCUGCUGGUGCUGCUGGCGCUGGUGCUGCUGGUACUGGUGGUGCCGGUACCGGUGGGUCUAGCCUGGGGCCGAGCCCCAGAGGAUCCAGGGAGAGGAGAGGCGGUGAAGGGCGUGGGGAGUGA
Messenger RNA from Closterium sp. NIES-65, 5823 nucleotides. NCBI's taxonomy places the organism in Eukaryota, Viridiplantae, Streptophyta, Zygnematophyceae, Desmidiales, Closteriaceae. The record is from the annotation of a GenBank genome assembly.